GUGCAGAGGAUGUGUGCGGCGAGGCAGAUGUUGCUGCUGCUGCUGGCUUUCCUGGCCUACGCGCUGGAUUCGGCCGCGGCGUACGGCACGGCAGAGACCCUCUGCGGCGGGGAGCUGGUGGACACGCUGCAGUUCGUCUGCGGGGACAGGGGCUUCUACUUCAGUAGACCGGUGGGACGAAAUAACCGGCGGAUCAACCGGGGAAUCGUGGAAGAGUGCUGCUUUCGGAGCUGUGACCUGGCUCUGCUGGAAACCUACUGCGCCAAGUCUGUCAAGUCCGAGCGCGACCUCUCCGGCACCUCCCUGGCGGGUCUGCCGGCGCUCAGCAAGGUAGGAGGCUGCGCCGUGAUGGUGGCUCUUCUCAGGAAUAAAUAACAGGAGAAAAGAUGG
Messenger RNA from Athene cunicularia (burrowing owl), 390 nucleotides. It is a transcript of the gene IGF2, whose product is annotated as insulin like growth factor 2. The record is from RefSeq and is a predicted model, not a curated record. Gene Ontology annotation, molecular function: growth factor activity; hormone activity. Bases 10 to 375 code for a protein of 121 amino acids. NCBI's taxonomy places the organism in Eukaryota, Metazoa, Chordata, Aves, Strigiformes, Strigidae. Gene Ontology annotation, cellular component: extracellular region. The transcript is spliced from 2 exons.